Onychostoma macrolepis is the source of this 2424-nucleotide messenger RNA. It is a transcript of the gene cdc37l1, whose product is annotated as cell division cycle 37-like 1. The record is from RefSeq and is a predicted model, not a curated record. Gene Ontology annotation, biological process: protein stabilization; protein folding. NCBI's taxonomy places the organism in Eukaryota, Metazoa, Chordata, Actinopteri, Cypriniformes, Cyprinidae. Bases 195 to 1238 code for a protein of 347 amino acids. Gene Ontology annotation, cellular component: cytoplasm. Gene Ontology annotation, molecular function: protein-folding chaperone binding; heat shock protein binding. The transcript is spliced from 8 exons.
CGAGCGAGUGAGUCAGAGCACGGAAGUUGUCAUAAGGAGCUAAAAAGAGCUGCAGAGAGGGCUGUUGAUGUUAUAACCUGAAAAUAACUCUCUCUUCUCGCUUACAUACUCGAGAACUGCGAGUGUUUCUCGGACCGUGAGCGAUAUAAAGAGCAGGAGACGUCCGCGGUUUUAGGGCAGAGUUUAGCGGCGAGAUGGAGUGGUUUGGACGCGGCGUGUUUCAACCUGAACCGGACCGAAAGGAAAACAUGCCCCGCGCACACCCACACGAGCCCAGUGCGGAGAGCAUGGCGUCUCUGUGCCUGAGUCAGCAGCACUGUGUGAAGGCCUCGAUCGCGUCGCAGUGGCAGCUGGCCGAGGCACAGGACCAGCUCUGCGGUUUGGAGCUUCACAGCUCCGAGUCAGUGGAGCAGGAGCACGCCCGAGCCUUGGCCUCCUCCACGGAGCUCUCACAGAUCGAACAGGAGUGGAGACAUAAAGAGACGAUGCUGGGACGGAGCCCCACUCUGUGCCCGGAGGCCAGCCGAGAUGUGUUUGACAAGAGUAUCAUAAACCGUUCACGGUCUUGGCCUAACGAGUCCGAUCACGAUAAGAACUUAAGCUUCGUCCAGCGUAAUGAAGAACUCUUGAAACAUUUUGGUAUGUUGAGGAGGUGGGAUGACAGUCAGCGCUUUCUAGCAGAGUACCACCAUCUCAUCUGUGAAGAAACGGCCAAUUACCUGAUCCUGUGGUGCUUCCGCCUACAGGCAGAGCAGAAAGAGGCAUUAAUGGAGCAGGUGGCUCAUCAGGCAGUCGUCAUGCAGUUUAUUCUGGAAAUGGCCCGCAACACUCAGCAAGACCCACGAGGCUGUUUCCGUCAGUUCUUUCAGAAAGCCAAAGCAGGGCAGGAGGGAUACUUGGACGUCUUCCACACAGAACUCAACGACUUUAAGCAGAGAGUUAAAGAGUAUACCAUGAAAUCAAAAGGAGAAACCCCAAAGGAUACCGUGCACCAAAACACACUGCCAGGCUGUCGCCUCGACCCCAAGGAGGUUUUGGAGUCUUUGCCACCGGAGCUGAAAACAUGCAUCCAGAUGCAGGAUAUGCAGAUUCUUCAGAACGUGCUGAGCAGCAUGAACCCGCAGGUGGCAGAAUACCACGUGAAGCGUUGCUUGGAGGCAGGGCUUUGGACGAAUAUACCACGAGCCUCCAAAGAAGAAAGUUCAGAAACGGACGAGUGGAGAAUGAUGGAGACCUAGCAGUGGAAACUAUCAGGCCCUGACCAAACGUUCAGUAGGAAAACAGCUUUGGGUUGCAGGACAAGAAGAACAAGGGCUGUGCUCAGAGACUUUUGUUUUAUAUCUGUGCCUGGAUGCGUGCUGCACUUUAUAUUUGUUUAAAAGAGAAAGUAUUUUAAAAGAGAUAGGGAACUGUAUUUUGAGGCACUUAUAUUUUUGUGCACAUUUUGUUACAUUUCUGUUGCUAACUUUUUCUUCCGUUUUAGCAUUUUGAGAAAAGUUUAGGAAGGCGGUACGCUCAGGAGUGCAAAGGAAAACCUCAUAGUUUAAAUCAAGCUUUUUUCUCAUGUUCUUUUUGUUCUCCGCCGUAGAAUUGUAAUCUACAAUGUCCACUGAACAUUCAAACUCCAGUUGCUAUCUGGGAACUGUUUCAUCAUGUGUCAUCUGUGCAUGGACACGGCAGAUAACAGUCGGCUUCCUGCAGAUAGACAAACGACACUAAGGCGAAGCAGGACCUCCCACUUUGCUAUCUUCACGAUGGAAAUGAGACCUUUGCAAAAAGUUCAAGUAGUACGACAUGAAAACCAGCAAUAUAAUAUUGUUACCUUCAGUUAUAAUGAAAGAGAUUCAUGUUCACUAUCAAAAUGUAAACUGGAUGCUAAAGACACUGGGGCUGUUGAGUUUGAUAUGUCAAAUGUGACAAAUUGGGAUAGUUCACCCAAAAACAAAAAUCGUCAUUUCUCAAUCUUAUGUUGUUCCAAACCUGUCUGACUUGAUGUUGAACACAAAAAAGUUUUAUUCAUACGUUGACGGUCAAUGGCAUCCAAUCAGAGUUGUUUUGGACCCCAUUGACUUUCUUUCAUUAUAUGGUCAAAAAUAUUCUUGCAUUUUCCAUGUUUGGAACAACAUGAGGGCGAGUAAAUGAUGACAGUUUUCAUUUUUGGGUGAACUAUCCCAACAAAUAAGACCUUCAGAGAUGCCAUUUUGCCUCGCCAUCAAACUGACUUGCAUUGAUUGCAGCAAUUGUAUUGAAACACCGCCGAUGCUGUUUGCUUUUUGCAUCCAGCUAGUUUGCAUUUCUUGUGCUGCACAAAAAGCAUAUACAGCAAACCACGAUUUGUGUAAUAGUAAAUGAUGGCUGUGAUGACAUUGUGCAAGUCUUUACAAUCAGAUCAAAAUACUCAAUUAAAUCUUUAGACCACCAGUA